AUGAAGAAGGUGCUGGUCGUCGUUUCGGGACUGGUGAUAGCGAUCGGAGUGUGGGUGGGCAUGAAGCCAGUACGGGCCCAUCUAGACACGGCCAAGUUUAUGUUCUUCUAUGGACCAAAGUUCGAGGACCAUGAGACGUACAGUUUGGAGAAAGCCGAUGACGUCCUGCAGCACAGUCGGUUCGAUAAGAACAAAAAGACGGUCAUGUACUUCCACGGCUACAUUGAAUCGCCCGAGGUAGAGAGCGUACACGUUAUUGCCGACGCGUACUUGAAGCGUGGCGAUCACAACAUUCUCAUCCUCGACUGGGCACUGCUGGCGGACGGGAACUAUCUGCUCGAAGCCGUCCCCAACUGCAAGAAGCUUGGCAGUUAUCUCGGUGCGGUUGUGCUGCGAAUGAUCAAUGCCGGCUUGAAUGUGGACAAGCUGCAUCUGGUGGGCCAUUCGCUCGGUGGUCAGCUGGCGGGAUAUAUUGGACGCACCGUGAUAUCACAGUCGGACAAGCGCAUCAAGCUUAACAGAAUUUCGGCUCUCGAUCCUGCCUUCCCACCGUUCUAUCCGGGCAUCUUCGCGACUGCUCUAAGCUCCAAGGAUGCGGACUUUGUCGAUGUCAUUCAUACCGAUGCGUGGCUGUACGGUGCACCGGUUAGCACGGGUACAGCCGACUUCUGGCCCAACAAUGGCAAAACACUCCAGCCCGGUUGUCCGAAACGAAACUACAAACUACUCACCGACAAUGACUUGUGCAGUCACCGGCGGUCUUGGUGGUUCUGGGCAGAAAGUGUAGCGGAAAGCAAUGUACAAUCAUUCCAUUCGGUUAAAUGUAAAUCAUGGGACGAUUUCAAGGACGGAAAGGUUGACCGAUCGGCUUCGAUCGUCUACAUGGGAAUCGAUUGCAGUUCCGAUGCCAAAGGUGAUUAUUACCUGCAGACCAACGGUGCCCCACCAUAUUCCAAAGGCGUUUCCGGCUCGAAGUUUGAAUAA
Messenger RNA from Anopheles marshallii, 984 nucleotides. RefSeq names its product phospholipase A1. The coding region runs from base 1 to 984 and encodes 327 amino acids. Gene Ontology annotation, molecular function: lipase activity. The transcript has 7 exons. Gene Ontology annotation, biological process: lipid metabolic process. NCBI's taxonomy places the organism in Eukaryota, Metazoa, Arthropoda, Insecta, Diptera, Culicidae. The record is from RefSeq and is a predicted model, not a curated record.